AUGUAUGAAAUCCGAAGAGAACUGAUCGUCGAGACCAUGGCGCUGGAGUCCUGGGGAUGGCUUCCGCAGGCAGAGAAUGUCGGUGAUACGCCUCUAGGGAUCGCCCCCGCCAGCAUGGAACGUGCGGCGAUCUGUCCUACAGAUUUGGAUCCAACGGAUACGCUCAGCGUUGCGGAGAUGUGA
This is a messenger RNA of Aspergillus vadensis CBS 113365, 183 nucleotides long. RefSeq lists its product as uncharacterized. The coding region runs from base 1 to 183 and encodes 60 amino acids. The record is from RefSeq and is a predicted model, not a curated record. The transcript has 3 exons. Lineage: Eukaryota; Fungi; Ascomycota; Eurotiomycetes; Eurotiales; Aspergillaceae.